This is a messenger RNA of Patiria miniata (bat star), 4927 nucleotides long. Its product is annotated as substance-P receptor-like. Gene Ontology annotation, molecular function: tachykinin receptor activity. Bases 1491 to 2648 code for a protein of 385 amino acids. Gene Ontology annotation, cellular component: plasma membrane. NCBI's taxonomy places the organism in Eukaryota, Metazoa, Echinodermata, Asteroidea, Valvatida, Asterinidae. The record is from RefSeq and is a predicted model, not a curated record. The transcript is spliced from 4 exons. Gene Ontology annotation, biological process: G protein-coupled receptor signaling pathway.
AAUCUUUUUUUUAUUCUUUGUAUUUCAGGAUUAAACUGUGAGGCACGAGCUACCGAGAAAUAUCAACGUGUGUUUCGUCUUCUCGUCGGAAUAAAACCGGGAAGAUUGCUUGGCCUCGGAAAUUGUUCGGGAAAUGGACAGCAAACCCCAGGCGGGUUUCAAAGAGCCAAUUCAAUUCAACAGCGUGCAUUUUACGAGCUUUACGAGGGAACAGUGCGGUGAAAUUGGGAAAUACGUGCACGGAAGUAAGUCGAUCCAGUAGCUUGGUCUGAGACAUUUGCAUGUAGUCAAGAUCCGCCCGGAGAUCUGGAAAGAUAAAUAUUAAAAAAAAAAACUGCAAGGUGUAAUUUCAAACUUAUUUGAAAACAAUACACGCAGUUUUUCGGAGUGAAAAACACGUACUGUCGUUCGUGCGUGUCGAUGGGGCGGUGAGGGUUUGGCUAAAGGCGCAUGCGCGAGCGUCUCAGCUGAAAGCUGUAGUUGUUCAGAUGAGAGCGUUGUAUUGGCGUACUGAAGUCCCCUGGUGUCAGCUUUACCAGUGAGCAAUCUCAUAGUCAGCGGGUACAGAUCCAUAGAGACUCCGGCAGUAGCUCGUCCUAGCUACAUCCACGAGCACUCUUAUGUGCUUUGCUGGGCUUUUAGCGUACCGUCAGAGAGAAACAGCCGGCCAUUUGGCUGGUUGCGGCUGAUGAGAUUUCAAGAGGUCUCGCCGAUCUUCGUGCUCCGGAUACGACCACAACUUUUUUUUCUCAUCUCUCGCCCUUCCCCGCCCCAUUAUUAUACCGUGAGCCACCCGGGUGCUUUCCGCGUCUAGUCAAGCCAAACGACGGCCCACGUAUCGCCAAGAACUUUCUGCGAUGCUUCUCCGUGCGUCACAAACGCAAUUCAGAAGGGAUCAUACCCAGAUUACCGCAUAAUGUAACUGUAGCAACUCGCUUUGAUGUCAGUGAAAUCCUAGCUCGACAGAGUGGAUACUUGGACUACUCCUUCAGGGUGAUUUGCUAAAGUAGAUGGAGCCACACCGGACAUCCAUGUAAAAUGAAACCCCACGGUAUUGUUGAGGACUGCUAGUUUUCAAACACUGUAUCUACUGUCAUAAAGUCAGCGUUACUGGAUUGAUCUGACACCCAGGAACAUCUCCCUUCGACGGGAUAAAAAAAUUGAGUCGUUACAAAUCACAAGAUGAUGGUUUGACUUGUAAGCAGGAACAUCACUGAUCCAGACUUGACACAGCAAAAGUAGUUUGCUUCUGUUGUUUCCAACCGAGGAGAACGAGAAAUCCGUUGCACAAUCUAGGAUUUUACCUUUGAUACCACUGCACUAAACCCAACCACUAAAAGGGCUAGACUUUCAAGACACAUGCACGACUAGUUGCUCCGUCGUUCAGCGCCUGUGGAAUCGCUGUAAACAUUUUUGAAUGAUAUUUAGCUUUACUAAAGGGACAUCACAAGUUUAUUACAGGGGAUCUUAGGAAGAUCGCAGAAGUAAAAAUGGGUGGCACAGCCAGUGAUUUCAUGGACUAUGAUGAUUACUAUCCUAUUAAUGAUACUUUCACGCAUAAUAUGGUUCCACGUGAUCGUAUCAUAUGGAGCGUGGUGGUAUCAGCAGUUAUGCUCACAGCGGCCGGGGGUAAUAUUAUCGUCAUAUGGAUAGUGGCUACCAACCCUCGCAUGCGAACAGUCACAAACUAUUUCCUGUUAAACUUGGCCGUUGCUGAUGCCUUGAUCGCAACUCUAAGCAUGCCUUUUCUGUUUAGUUUCAUCGUCACGCAGAAUUGGGUGAUGGGUGCCACUAUGUGUCGCAUGGCCAGAUUCAUGGGGACUGUCUCCACUAUGGCAUCAGUGUUAUCCUUAGUAGCCGUCUCUGUGGAUCGCUAUCGAGCCAUCGUCCACCCCUUACUGCCACGCCUCUCCAAAUCCUGCAUCAUUUGCAUGAUUUUCUUUAUUUGGGGCGGGGCCGCCUCUUUUGCUAGUCCUCUGUUCCUGUACUCCCACCUGGUGACGUUUGGAUACGUGAACGGGCCGGUAACGCAGUGUUACGUCAUCUGGCCGGAUGGAGUACAGAGAGAAUACGAGUUUUGGUAUAAUGUGGCGACCUUUACUGUGGUAUACUGCGUGCCCUUGUCCAUACUGGCCCUGUGCUACACUGUGAUUGGUGUCAAGCUGUGGAGGAGCGGAGUUUUGGGGGAAUAUAUUCCUAGUCGGGCAAGACACAUCAAAGCCAAAAGAAAGGUCGUCAAGAUGAUCAUCGUGGUCAUCGCAGUCUUUGCUACAUGUUGGUUACCUCUGCAUGUGUAUCAGCUUCUGUCCUUCAUGAAUGAUGUUGCCUAUCAGAGAUCCUACUCACUACACGUCUACCUAGGAGUCUGGACGCUGGCUAUGAGUUCAUCUAUGUACAAUCCUUUCAUCUAUUGCUGGCUGAAUGAUAGGUUUCGAGCCGGGUUUAAGCGCGUAUUCCGCUGCGGUAAUACAAGCCCCGACGCCACCAACAGUCACCAACAAAGCGCAACGCCCUUAAAUCCCACCAGCCACCACCUGAUGACGUCAACAAGUGGUUACCAGCGCGCCGCCAACGGUAAGCAGGCGUUAGUCAGCAAGAAUAGUCUCCUGACUGCCAGCGUAGUGGAUUCAAUGGAAGACACGUGCUGAUCGGGCACCAGGCGGGAUGAGUCAGGGACAUCAAUAUCAUAAUAAGGCUGGAUCUUUCUUGAAAUAGAUUAUGUGAAAACACACUGUUGAUCAGUAUGUAUGCCUUCUUGAUAUUUUGUUGGCUUUGGUGACCAUGUAACCGAGAUAUUUUAUAGAUCGUAGUUUAAAAAUAACAGAUUUUUAUGGCUGCCGUUAAGGAACCGUAUAACAUGCAACAUAUAUUAACACUCUUUGCAAAAAAGUGUGAAGAGAACAUUUCCCAAAGGGAAUGGAGUUUCAUCAUGACUUUUAAUGUUUACAAGGUUCGAUGAACGUGAAGAAAUCCUAAAUAAUUAUAAAGACUGCACUAUAUGUAAGCCAUUAGAAGGUCACUAGUCUGCUAAACACGUUUAGUAUCUAAUUUGAAAGUCAGUCACUGCGACUAAUGCACUCUGAUAGUUACACAGAAUUAUUGCAUUUUGGUUCGUAUAUAGGUUUACUUAAAUGUCACGUUACCAAAAUAUAUCUGGCUUAAAUCUCCAAUCUCCAUGAAUUAUUUUACCAUUUCCUUUUCGCCUGAGUGAUUUUGGUUGAUGGAAUUUGCAACACCCUGACCUGAAGUUGUUAUUUCGUCUGCAAAAUGUCAUCUGCAGCGCGCGAUGUAUCAUGUAUCAUCGUGCCCCAGAUCUUGAAGACAUCUUCAAGAAUGAUGUCAUGUGGGUAACCGUUUUGUCAGAGUGUAACGAUCCAGACCCAGAUCCAGUCCAGGGUGGACAAGAGUGUGAGGUGUUAUGAGCGGAUAAUGGACUCCGUGCACGAACAGUAGGUGGCGCUGUUUGGAAGGACACAUUACGUGCGCUGGUUCAUGCGUUCGAACUCCGAAGAUAGCGCACCCCCAACAUUCAAUCGAAUGCACGCAAACCAAUAGCACGUGCGCAUGGGGAGAUCGCUCCUUAGAAUGCGUGUGCGCUCUUUUGCGUGUACAGCCGAUGGCGUAUUUAGUUUUGCACUGUGUCCAUAAGUUGAAAGUGUGAGACAGUUGAGUGAAAUAAUUUGUGGUUCUGUGGCGAUGUGAAUAUAAGCUGGGAAGUCCAAAACGAGUCACGUGACGGGCAGGCAUUUCGCGUUACGGUCGCUUUUCGUUAUUUUGUUAAAUACAAUCUUGUUCUCAAGUUAAUAUCUGUCUAUACUUUUUCUCCUUAAGUUAAGACACAGCUGAACUAAACAUUUGGAACCAUACAGAUGUUUUGUUCUACAAUGUUACAGUUCAAACACGCCGAAUGAUGUAAUAAAAACGACCAGUAAUUUUCAUUGCAUCAAAUUUAGGCCCCAGUGGAGCAUGGGUUCUAUAUUGGCCUAAUGAUUGUCACAACUCCAAUAACAGACAUUCCAUUUAAAUGCAUCAGCUUUAUAUAUACACACGACCUAAGCACACUCAAUGAUCGUUUUAGUGAACGCAAAAAAAUGUUGAUGAAUAGCAGUGAUUUUUUUCUCCAAAUACCAAGGCAAUUACGUUGUGAUUAUAUGGCGUCAGGACAGAACUGAUCUCGUAUUUUUCCAGAUGGAUAUGUUUUUUCUCAAGUGAAAAUAUUUUAAGAUGUUAUGCGCCUAUCAAAUGUCCCCCCCCCCUUCACACCGCGCUGUCCCAGGUCCGAUGUCGUGGUUUGGUCAUUUUUUUCAUGCCCCUGAAGGUUGGGGAUUCUGGUCACUCCUAAACAUUGUUACAAUUGGCGUACUACAUAGAAAGGCAAUCACUAGUGAUGGGCUCCACGUAUGUUUGUCGGAGACUGUCAUUUAAAUUUUGCCCAAGUGGUGGGGAUUUUGUCACUUCAAAAGUGACAAUCCCUACGUCUUGAGUGGGGCAUCCCGGGGGGAGGGGAAGGGAAACAAUAAUUGAUGGCCGCAUUACGGUCAGACAAACUUCUUUACGAGAUGACUAUGGGAAUAAAUCUAUUAAAAGCUGAUGUGAAGUGGAAUUUAGCUAAAAAUGGUUUCAAAAGUGUGGUGGAUCAGUGCAGAUAUCUGUGAGCGCAUGAGGUUCCAUGAACAAGAUUCGAUAUCAGAUGGUAAACAGUGGUGUGCUUGAUGUAUCUCAUGAGAUUCAGUUGAUGAGCAAUGGCAUGUCCGCCUUGAGGUUUGUUUUUGUUUCGUAAGGUUGUUUGGUGAGCUGUGAGAUUUAUUGUAGCCGUGAGUGGAUUCGCCUGGAGGUUUAGUAAAAUUGGGCAUUUGAUCACGCCGGUUUAUCAAUUCAUGGAUUAGGCCAAAAAAAAAAAAAUAUUCGGUCUCUGGUCAGACCAAAG